AUGUACAAAUUAACAGCAUUAUUGUUCGCCAUUCUCUUGGCAUUUAUCUGCGGAGUACUUGCUCAAGAAGAUACUAUUGUUGAAGAACCAGUUGCCCCAGUCUCUGAUAUCUCAUUCUCAUAUAUUUUCCCAGAUUAUCCAACCAAAGAGUUCCCAGCUGGUUCAGUCAUUGAAGUAUUGAUUGGAUUCACAAACAAUGGAGAAGUCGACUACAACGUCUCUGCCAUCUACGCCUCACUCAACCACGCACAAGAGACCAAGCACUACAUUCAAAACUACACCAAGGCUGAAUAUGGAGUCAACGUCAAGCCAGGUUUCCAAGCUACUCUCCCAUACCGUUUCGUCCCAUCUGAAUAUUUGGAACCAAGACAAUUUGCUCUUUUGGUCUCUGUCGACUACAGAGCCGAUCAACAAAACUUCACCUCUACCUUUUUCAACUCUACCAUCUUGAUUGUCGAAAAGCCAGUCUCAUUUGAUAUCGAACAUUUCUUCCUUAUUCUCUUUGGUCUCGGUCUCGUUGCCUUGAUUGGUUACAUUGUUUAUGGCAAGUUACCAAAGGCCCAAAAGGCUUCAACCCUUUCAAUCAUCAACAAGAUCAAGACCUCUGCUGGUGUCAAGGAAACCUCCCAAAAGAAGGUUGUCAAGUCAUCCGCCGGUGAAGACAAUUGGUUGAUCGAUGCUGCUGACAAGAAGCCAAAGAAGGUUGUCAAGAAGAGCAACAAUAUACAACAAACUCAAAAAGCCAACAAGGUAAUAACUAAAAGUCAAAUUACAAGUGGAACGGCUGGUAUCAUAAGAUUUUUCGCAAAAUUAAAUUGCAAGCAGAAAAGAAGUAAGAAUCGUCUACACAUCAAACACGUCAAUUUAUCAGGUCAAGUGGUUUUUUUUGUUCGUGCAGUCAUCGUGACCGAUAACAGUCGUCUUCCAUAG
Molecule: messenger RNA, 930 nt
Organism: Cavenderia fasciculata
Lineage: Eukaryota; Evosea; Eumycetozoa; Acytosteliales; Cavenderiaceae
Gene: ssr1
Product: translocon-associated protein TRAP alpha subunit
Exons: 6
Coding region: 1-930 (309 amino acids)
Cellular component (GO): endoplasmic reticulum; endoplasmic reticulum membrane
Source: RefSeq, a predicted model, not a curated record